Molecule: messenger RNA, 1614 nt
Organism: Etheostoma spectabile (orangethroat darter)
Lineage: Eukaryota; Metazoa; Chordata; Actinopteri; Perciformes; Percidae
Exons: 8
Coding region: 294-1097 (267 amino acids)
Molecular function (GO): DNA binding
Source: RefSeq, a predicted model, not a curated record
CCGCCCGGAACAGCCCACGGGUUCGGCUCUCCCUGACGUGGCGAGCCGCUAAAGGUCCGCAGGUUGCUCCGUGGGCUGCGGCGAUUGGGCGGACUACCUGCUCGGCACUUUUGACGAAAAAUGUAAAUAAACAGGUGGCAACGGCAUGGGCGAGAGCGUGGUUUAUGCAAAUAAAAGAGAAGUGAAAGGGCGACAUUCGGUUUCCAGGCUCAACCGGUCUCUCAGACGCAAUGGUUGGCAGAUAGUUGGAGAAAAGGCGUUGGAUUUUAAUACGAGGUGCCAGCAGCGCAGCCAUGCCUCAGCUCACGGCCACGGCGGUGCUGCAGCUCGUGCUCCUGCUGUCCGCUGUGCCCGCGCAGUACUACAUCUCCCGCUGGAGCGGCUCCACGGUGGCGCAGCGCUACCACGCGAGCACACGGUUGCUUAAAAUUUGGAAAGAUUGGAGAACAUCUCACCUCAACUUCACUGCAUGGAUGGACUGGGCCGACCAGCAGAUGUCCAAAGUCACGUCUUUGAUGGACUUCGGACAGGAAGUGGCACCAGAGUCGCUUGCCAUAGAGGCCAUGAUUUUUGACAAUGACCAGGAAUUCUUUGGAGCAUCCAAGGCGGUGCGCAGCCCCCGUCCUCCGUACGUGUUUCUGCGGGUCGGAGAGGUGGUGAUGGAGAGGAAGGGCUACAUGGUUGGGGUGGUGGUGAGCUGGGACUCUGAGCUGCGAGCCCCACCACAGUGGGUCGACAGGGUGUAUUCCAGCUCUGAGGGUCCCAAAGAGAGAAGACGCCUCAUUAUAAAGUACUAUUCAACGGGCCUGGAGCCUCCUCGUGUUCGUUGGAUACUUGCCUCAGACACAACUGGAGCGCGUCACUGGGAUGAGGCCGGACAUUCCCACCUUGGAGAAUUACUUCACCAUUUUGACGGGGAGCGGUUCGUCAUGCAGCCCUGGCUUAGAGAGCUCUUCCCUGAGGAUGGAAUGAGGCGCCUGAUGUCAGAGGUGUGUUGUGUGUGUGUGUGUGUGUGUGUGUGUGUGUUUGUGUGUGUGUGUGUGUGUGUGUGUGUGUGUGUGUGUGUGUGUGUGUGUGUGAUCACACAGGUGACAUGAGAUAUGCAAUGUUAAAUACACCAGAGGAAACGUGGCUUUUCCUUCUAUGUGUGUUUUCUGACUUUCUAAAGGUGUCUAAUAAGAGACAAUUCUCUAGUUCUUUAUUCGUCCAAGAAAUCUACUGGAAUCUAUCAAUCUUUGUUGAAAUGACUGGAAGCUCAGAUUUUGAGCAGAUUGAAGAUAAAUAUCAAAUCCCUCCUUGCUGGAUGUCGACGUGAGAUUUGGAAUAACCCUGGGACUCACUUAUGAAAUGUUGUUACAGUAUACACCUUUAUCACUUUGAAGUAUAAACUCUUUUAAUUUGAUGUGCCAAAAAUAGAGCUACAAACAUCUGAUUUAACAUUUUCUUGAUUUUAAGUUAAAAAACAGUAAAUACUUGAAAUUACACCAUUGCUUUUAAAUGUAUGUAGUUUUUUUUCUGUUUACAAGACUGUUGGCUGAGGUAGAAAAAAAUCUUGAAAAACUGCACUUUUAUUCAGCCAUCCCGAUUAAGCAAUAAAGUACUUUAACCCUGUGU